Cooperia oncophora is the source of this 582-nucleotide messenger RNA. NCBI's taxonomy places the organism in Eukaryota, Metazoa, Nematoda, Chromadorea, Rhabditida, Trichostrongylidae. The record is from the annotation of a GenBank genome assembly.
AUGGGUUUUCAGGCAAAAAUUUUGGUUCCUCCUUUAUGUAGAGUAGCAGAAUUGAAAAGUAUUGUCGCCGACGCUACUGAUGUACCAGCUGAUAAGCAGGUGUUGCUGUACAAUGACGUCGAAUUAAAGAAUGACAGCAAUACCAUAGCGACUUACGGAAUAACAAAAGACUGCAACAUCACAUUAAACAUAAAGAUGAGUACCGGCUCUAAAGUGGCAAGAUCCCAUGUCAACAUGAGCAUGCUUUUCAUGCCGUUGGUCAUGCAACAAGGAAGUAUUCCGAGUUUGCGUAAUACCAUCAAGCAGAUGACAAGCGUGCGAGGGCGACCCAUCUACCGUGGGAAAGUUGAUACCUCAAAGGAAUACUCGACCACCUGGACACCAGCGAAACAGAUGGAGCAUGAGUUGACAAGAAAUCGCAUGAGGCGUCUUCUUCGGACAAGAACAACGAGGAAGAUACUAACGGAAGCUUCAUCAAGAGCAUCACCGACACCCACACAGACUGACACUGAAAAGAGCUCAAGUAGCGACACAAAAUCCACGUCAAAAUCCUCUACAAAAAUCGGCUCCAGCUCCUUAUGA